ACAAGCACAAAAUUUACGGGGAGAUCCCAAAGUUAUACAGUUUUAUCCACCGUCCAUCAUAUAUAGACAAUACCAAUCUCAACGCAUGAUGGACGGUGGACAUGGGACGUCUCACGCUCCGACGCUCCGCCGCUCCUUCAGGUGGGCUUAGUAUCGAAUUUAGUCGAUAGUUGAGCUCACGGAGACGAAGAAGCCAUUAAUGGAGGAGGAGGGGAGAAGCGGAGUUCUUUUUCUCAUCUCUUCCCCCCAUGAAGAAGAAGAAGAACAAGAAGAAGCUGAUUUGAGGGAGCACAUCGCCUCCGAUAUCACUCAGCUUAUAGGUUGGACACCACUUAUAGAACUGAAACGUAUUGUCAGAAAAGAUGGAUUGAAUUGUCGGGUUAUCGGAAAGAUGGAAUCAUACCAACCGCUUUCGUCCGUCAAGGACCGCAGCGCUCUUGGAAUGAUAGAAGAUGCAGAGGAAAAGGGCCUAAUUACACCUGGCACUACGGCAUUGGUGGAGCCCACUAGUGGUAAUCUCGGGAUAGCUCUCGCUUACAUAGCCAUUCGGAAAGGGUACAAGUUCAUCGCGGUUAUGCCGGCCCAGUAUUCACUUGAUAAGCAGAUUGUAUUGAGAUAUCUGGGUGCGGAAGUAUUGCUAACUGAUCCUUCAUUAGGAUUUCAAGGACAGGUUGAAAAGGUGGAGCAGCUCAAAAAGGAAAUCCCAAAUGUCUAUGUUCUUGAUCAGUUCACAAAUACAGCAAAUCCUGAAGCACACUUCAAAGGGACUGGGCCUGAAAUAUGGAAAGAUACAGGGGGGAAGGUGGAUAUUUUUGUAUGUGGAUCUGGUUCAGGAGGUAGUGUAACUGGUGCCGGCAAGUACCUCAAAAUGAAAAAUCCUUCUAUUAAGGUCAUUUGUGUUGAACCUGCAGAGAGUCCAGUCAUUUCAGGUGGCGAACCAGGGAGACAUAAAAUCCAGGGAUUAGGGCCAGGCUUCGUUCCACAAAACUUGGAGAAGUCGCAGAUUGAUGAGAUCAUCACGGUGACAUCAGAGGAAGCGAUGAGCAAUGCGAGAAGGUUGGCGAGGGAAGAAGGUUUGCUUGUCGGCAUCUCUUCAGGAGCCAAUUUAGCAGCUUGCUUAAAGGUGGCAGCUAGGGAGGAGAAUAAAGAGAAGAUGAUUGUUACUAUGUUUCCCAGUGGAGGAGAAAGAUAUGUGAGCUCAGAGCUCUUUGCCCUGGCAAGAGAGGAAUGUUCUAAAAUGACUUUUUGAUGUUAAGCAGGGGCAAUCUCUCCGCAGGAUAAAGAGAUCGAUGCAGCUUUAGCUCUGUUAUAUCUCAAGACAACUAAGACAUCUUAAUUUAGAAUGUUUCAGUUGGGAGAAUUUAACCAACUCUUCCGAAACCACAGAAUGGUAAAAAGUCC
Messenger RNA from Ananas comosus (pineapple), 1401 nucleotides. RefSeq names its product cysteine synthase-like. The transcript is spliced from 8 exons. Lineage: Eukaryota; Viridiplantae; Streptophyta; Magnoliopsida; Poales; Bromeliaceae. The record is from RefSeq and is a predicted model, not a curated record. Gene Ontology annotation, molecular function: cysteine synthase activity. The coding region runs from base 200 to 1249 and encodes 349 amino acids. Gene Ontology annotation, cellular component: cytoplasm.